UUGACACAUGACAGUAAUAGUCAAGCAGUAGAGCCCAUCCCAACUCAACUGGCUUCCACUUUGUUUUGCAUCUUUUCCCUCCUUUUGCCCUUUUCCUUAGUGCCUCUCCCUCCAUUUUCUUGUCUAUAUAAAUACGGAAACCGCGUCUUCCCCUGCCUGGCCUCUAUAUCAAGCAACCAAAGGAGAAGAAGAUCAACGUUCAUCUUCAUCAGAGGAGGAAAUAAUGGGAGGAGGGAAUGGGCAGAAAUCCAGAACAGCUCGGGAGAGAAACAUGGAGAAGCUCCAAAAGGCCGCUAAUAAGGGAAGCCAGCUUCAGUCCAACAAGAAGGCCAUGACCAUCCAGUGCAAAGUGUGCAUGCAGACGUUCAUAUGCACGACGUCGGAGGCCAAGUGUCGGGAGCACGCCGAGGCCAAGCAUCCUAAGUCUGAUGUCUUCACUUGUUUCCCACAUCUCUCCACCAAGUAAGAAUGGUGGAAUAGCUACAAUAAACCUGCAACUCCAAAGACACGAAGAAAGAGAGAGAAGCAGCUUAGCUUAUGUAUUAUAUCUGUGAUCAAUUUGUCUACCCAUGAAAUAUGAAAGAAGGAUAUGUAUAUGACGACAACCAUCUAAUGAAUCGUGAAGUUCCUGUUCCGAAAUUGAGAUAUAAUUCAAAAAAGAGCUGUAUUUAACGUAAGA
Messenger RNA from Linum tenue, 679 nucleotides. Lineage: Eukaryota; Viridiplantae; Streptophyta; Magnoliopsida; Malpighiales; Linaceae. The record is from the annotation of a GenBank genome assembly.